This is a messenger RNA of Sycon ciliatum, 1209 nucleotides long. RefSeq lists its product as uncharacterized. The record is from RefSeq and is a predicted model, not a curated record. The coding region runs from base 1 to 1209 and encodes 402 amino acids. NCBI's taxonomy places the organism in Eukaryota, Metazoa, Porifera, Calcarea, Leucosolenida, Sycettidae. The transcript has 2 exons.
AUGGUUCGCUUCCAGCCAGCUGCGGCUUUCAAUUUUAGCUCCCCGGACCGAUGGCCCGCGUGGAAGCUCAGGUUCUCACGUUUCCGAAUGCCUGCGAAAUUGUCGACAGAGACCGAAGAAAUCCAGGUCUCCACUUUACUGUAUAGUCUCGGACCCGACGCCGACCCUGUGUUUGAAUACCAGCUGGGCUUGUCUGACGCCUACAAAAGGAAAUAUGCUGAGGUUGUCGAAGCAUUUGACACGUACUUCCGUCCUGCAACGAAUGUCAUCCAUGAGCGGGCACAAUUCAAACAACUCAUCCAACGACCAGGACAAACUCUAGAGGAAUUUGUCCGCGAUCUAUAUAAGGGAGCAGAAUUCUGUGACUUUGGCGGAGAGAAGGAUAACCGGAUCAGGGACCGUAUUGUGGCGCACAUGUGCAACAAGCGCGUCAGCCGUGAGAUUCAGAUGAAGGAGGCGUCCGAACAGACCCUUGCCAAGGCACCCGCGUAUGCCCGGCAAGCGGAGAAAGUUGAGGACCAGGUUGCAGCUCAGGGUCGCUCUGCAGCUGCUUCGUUGGUAUCGGAGCCAGUCUCCUCAUCAGCCGUCUCUCACCGCCCUGGGAACUCGGGACGCAAGCAACCCACGCAGCAGCAGCCCAACAGUGGCGCCCAUGGGGAGUGCUUGGACUGUGACCGCGCUCAUGCUCAGGCACACUACUCACAUCGCCACAGAUCCGCAGACAUUCCUGUGUAUGUCCUGGAAGGAGCUACCACUUGCCUCCUAAGUCGUUCAGCAUGCUCUGAUCUCGGUUUGAUCCAGGGCCUGGGAUCUGUGCACAACAAACCCGAGUUAGUACAGUGUAUGAAGGGCCCAGCUGUUAAUAUCCAGCUCACGUCUGAAGCCACACCUUACCACUGCAUGACUGCUCACCACUUCUACUUCAAAGUUCGCGACGAACUGUCGCGCAUGGAAGAAGGUGACAUUAUCGCAAAGGUGGUUGAGCCGACUGAUUGGUGUUCACCAAUAGUUCCAGUGUUAAAGCCAAAUGGGAAAGUGCGCAUCUGCGUUGAUUUGAAGCACCUCAAGGCAUGCGUGAAACAAGAAACUUUCCAGCUCCCAAAACUGGAUGACGCACUUGCUUCGCUGGCUAGUGCCACCUUGUUCUCAACACUAGACGCAGCUAAGGGUUUUGGCAACUGCCGCUCGCGCCAGACGCUGCGCACUUGA